AGGAGUGAGAGGCCAGACCUGCCGCACGAAUCCCGCAAGGGCGAAACACAUCAGCGGACUUCGAAGCGGACCAGCGCACAAGACGCAAGCGCCAUGUAGCCGGAGUUAUCCGAGGACGGAGAAGCGCAGCUGCGAUGGAGGCGCGGAGUAACAGCCGGACAGGCGUACCAUCGCCGUUUUUGGCGUCCUUGGUAUCGGUUACGGUACUCUGCCAGACAGCGUUCUCUCAGUACUCAAGCGACCAGUGCAGCUGGAAAGGAAGCGGCCUGACACAUGAGUCACACGCGCGGGAUGUGGAGCAGGUGUACCUGCGCUGCUCCCAGGGCUCUCUGGAGUGGCUGUACCCCACGGGGGCCAUCAUCGUCAACCUGCGGCCCAACACCGCGUCCCCGGCCGCUGACCAGCUCACCGUCUGCAUCAAGCCCGCGGAGGACUCGCGCGGCGCCAACGUCUACCUGGACCGGGCCGGAACCCUGCGGCUGCUGCUGACGGAGAGGGAGCAGGCCACGGGACAGGUGCACUGCUUCGGCAUCCAGGAGGGGGCGCUCUUCAUAGAGGCCAUCCUGCACAGGGACAUCAGCCGAAGGAUCACCGCCUUCCAGUACGAGCUGGUCAACGCCCGGCAAGGGUCAGACUCACUGACAGACCCCUGCCAGCCCUGCAGUGAUGAGGAGGUCCUCCUGGCCGUCUGCACCAGUGAUUUCGCGGCGCGGGGCAGUAUUCAGGGGGCGGAGCAGCGGUCGGGGCAGCUCUCUGUCACAGUGACGCUCACCUGGCUGUACAGGCAGAAGAGCCGGGUGUUUUUGCCAGGGGGCGGGCAGCCGUGGCGCUGGAUGGGGCGGGUGAAGAUGCCGCCGCAGUGCGGGGUGAGUUUUGGGGAGGGCGAGGAGUUGCUCCUGACGGGGACGGUACGCUUUGGGGAGGCGUGGCUGGGGUGUACCCAGCGGUACGAGGACUUCCUGAAACUCUACAGGGAAGCCCAGGAGCAGGGGGUCAACCCCUGCCAGGUGGAAACAGACUGAGCCGUCUCAACCAGGCUAAAAACUCUGACUAAAACCAGGCCCGUAACUGGACUAAAACCAGGCUCAGAACCAGGCUGAAACUGGGCCCAGAACUGGACUGAAAUCGGGCCUAGAACGGGACUAAAACCAGACUGAAAGCGGCCCAGCACCAGACUGAAACCGGGCCCAUAGCUGGGCUGAAACCAGACUGAAACUGGGCCCAGAGCCGGUCUGAGACUGGGACCAGAGCUGGGCUGAAACCGGGCCAAAAACCAGACUGAAACUGGGCCCAGAACCGGACUGAAACCGGGCCUAUGACGGGACUAAAACCGAGCCCAGAACUGGACUAAAACCGGGUCCAGUACCAGACUGAAACCAGGCCCAGAACCGGACUGAAACUGGGCCCAGAACCGGACUAAAACCAGGCUUCCCCUGAAGAGGUGGAGCAUCGGCCAUGGGCUGACCCACACAGGGUUGGAUUGGGGUGGGGCAGGCGUUCCCACCAGCCUGAGUAUACAAGCGGUGGGGUCAGCUGGACUGUGCUUCUCUAAAACCAACAGCCAACCCUGCCGGAACGUUCACUGUGAAAGAACAUUCUGAAACGGAA
Molecule: messenger RNA, 1608 nt
Organism: Megalops cyprinoides (Indo-Pacific tarpon)
Lineage: Eukaryota; Metazoa; Chordata; Actinopteri; Elopiformes; Megalopidae
Product: meteorin-like protein
Exons: 4
Coding region: 135-1022 (295 amino acids)
Biological process (GO): positive regulation of brown fat cell differentiation; energy homeostasis
Molecular function (GO): hormone activity
Source: RefSeq, a predicted model, not a curated record